AUGGUGGGCAGAGGCGGUGCGUCCCCUGCAGAGCCCGGGCUGGGGGAGGGCCGGCAGCCCAUCUGUCAGGACCCGGGGCUUCACGCUCAGCGGACCCGGCUCCAGCGUUUGCUGGUUCCCGUCGUCAGCGUCUUCCUCUGCGAGGAGACAGCUGCACGUCCGUGCGCCAGGAAUGUGGGUGCUGGGAGAGCCAGUGGCAUCAGGAGUGUGAUGCAGGCUGGCCCGCUGGGCUCUGCCGUCUGGGCUCAGGGCUUCCUUCCCCUCUUCCCUGUGGGCCUGGAGGUGGUGACCACGUCUCAGCAGCUGGCCCUGCGUGACCCUGACAUCCCAGCGGUUCUUCUACACUCUGCCCACCUCAUUCUUGUGGAUGCUGCCCACAGGGGACAGACCCAGCCACUCAGCCUGAGUGCCGUCAUCUCCUGCCUCACCCUGCUCCCCCAGGCUUUCCCAGAGAGGUGCGUGGGUCUGCGCCACCUGGGGGUGGUGGGUGCCACUCUGGCCCCUGCUGAGGGCCCGUGCCAUCCAGACCGUGUCUGUGCAGACGGACAUUGUCAGUUGGAACCCGGGGGACACGGCAGCAGCCGCGGUCACAUCCGAGCAGGUCCAAACCUCGACGACCUUGGAACGUGUGCCGUGCACGGGGCCAGCAGGGUCCUCAGGGACCCGAGGUCCUCGGAGGACGGGCUGGGGGCUGACGUUGCCCAGGUUUGGGAUAUCCGUUUUCAGAUGCUUCUGUGCAGCCUCCUGAUGGCUCAGUGGUCUGGCAGCAAAGUAGAAAGAGCCUGCCUUGGCUGA
Messenger RNA from Rangifer tarandus platyrhynchus (Svalbard reindeer), 795 nucleotides. The record is from the annotation of a GenBank genome assembly. Lineage: Eukaryota; Metazoa; Chordata; Mammalia; Artiodactyla; Cervidae.